Messenger RNA from Equus caballus (horse), 1258 nucleotides. Its product is annotated as sulfotransferase 2A1. Gene Ontology annotation, biological process: sulfation. NCBI's taxonomy places the organism in Eukaryota, Metazoa, Chordata, Mammalia, Perissodactyla, Equidae. Gene Ontology annotation, cellular component: cytoplasm. Gene Ontology annotation, molecular function: sulfotransferase activity. The record is from RefSeq and is a predicted model, not a curated record.
ACCAAGAUAGAUUAAUAAUUGUUUUAUCUUUAGUAUUAUAGCUGGUCUCCCAGCGGCUGCCACAACCUCCAGCAGUGGCUACAGCGGAAACUCUAACACCAGGAACAGAGAGCUCAUCAUGAUGUCAGACAGGUUUGUGUGGUUCGAAGGGAUACCUUUCCCUACCGUGGGUUACAAACCUGAACUCAUGAGCGAAGCGCGGGACAGUUUUGUGUUUAAGGAUGAAGAUGUCUUAAUACUGACUUUCCCAAAAUCAGGAACAAACUGGUUGAUUGAAAUUGUCUGCCUGAUUUACUCCAAGGGGGAUCCCAAGUGGAUCCAAUCUGUGCCCAUUUGGGACCGCUCACCCUGGGUAGAAGCUGAGCAUGGGUAUAAUUCACUAAAGGAUAAGGAAGGCCCCCGCCUCAUCACCUCCCACCUCCCCAUCCAGCUCAUCCCCAAGUCUCUCUUCAAUUCCAAGGCCAAGGUGCUCUAUCUCAUCAGAAAUCCCAGAGAUAGUCUUGUGUCUGGUUACUUUUUCUAUAGUAAUUCAAAUUUUACUAAAAAACCGGAAUCACUGGAACAAUAUUUUGAAUGGUUCACCCAAGGAAAUGUGCCAUAUGGAUCCUGGUUCGACCACACUCGUGGCUGGAUGUCCAUGAGAGGGAAGGAGAACUUCCUGAUACUGAGUUAUGAAGAGCUGAAACGGGACACAAGAAACACUGUAGAGAAAAUCUGCCAAUUCCUGGGCAAGAAAUUAGAACCCGAAGAACUUAACUCACUCCUCAAGAAUAGCUCCUUCCAUGCCAUGAAAGAAAACAAGAUGUCUAACUUUACCCUCCUCCAUGAUUAUUCUUUAGUUGAGAAGAAUGCAUCACUUAUGAGAAAAGGCAUUACUGGAGACUGGAAAAACCACUUCACAGUGGCCCAGGCUGAAGCCUUUGAUAAGAUAUUCCAGGAGAAGAUGGCAGAUCUUCCUCGAGAACUGUUCCCAUGGGAAUAAUGUUCAAAACCUUCUGGAUCUUAUAUGAAUCUUGAUAUUUGUUUUCCUGUCCUUGUACCUGUGCAUGACUGGAGGUAAUUGUGUAAAACCUGUAUUUCACCCAGGAGCCUCGAAUUAUCCAAUCUUUGUAUCUUUGAGGACUUGAUUGUGAAAAAUUACCAUGGGACCCCUAAUUCACUUUGGUGCACUGCAGCGUUUUGAAAAUGUUUGUAAUGUUUCACACAUAAUGAUACAGAAAUAAUAUAAUUUUUACCCGAAAUUGUCAGAAUUUUUUAA